Molecule: messenger RNA, 1920 nt
Organism: Coregonus clupeaformis (lake whitefish)
Lineage: Eukaryota; Metazoa; Chordata; Actinopteri; Salmoniformes; Salmonidae
Product: follistatin-A
Exons: 6
Coding region: 122-1174 (350 amino acids)
Biological process (GO): negative regulation of activin receptor signaling pathway; multicellular organism development; cell differentiation
Molecular function (GO): activin binding; protein binding
Source: RefSeq, a predicted model, not a curated record
CAGACUGACAUUCAUUCAACACUCACUGCCACCUUAAGCAGAUUACUCUGUCUGCUAGCUGCUAGUGUCAAUACCAAUACCUUGCUCACUUUUUCACUUUGUCUCCAGCACCAUACUCAGGAUGCUACAGAAACUCCAGCUCCACCCGGGGAUGGUUCUAUUAUUGAUAUGGCUCUGUCAUUUCAUGGAAGAUCAAAAAGUACAAGCUGGGAACUGCUGGUUACAGCAGGGGAAGAACGGGAGGUGUCAGGUGCUCUACAUGCCGGGAAUGAGCCGAGAAGAGUGCUGCAGAAGCGGGAGGCUGGGGACGUCUUGGACUGAGGAGGACGUACCCAACAACACCUUGUUCCGGUGGAUGAUCUUCAACGGCGGAGCCCCCAACUGCAUACCCUGCAAAGAAACGUGCGACAACGUGGACUGUGGACCUGGGAAGAGAUGCAAGAUGAACAGGAGAAGCAAGCCUCGCUGCGUCUGCGCGCCAGACUGCUCCAACGUCACGUGGAAAGGACCUGUCUGCGGGUCGGAUGGAAAGACAUACAAAGACGAGUGCGCGUUGCUCAAGUCCAAAUGUAAAGUCCACCUGGACCUGGAGGUGCAGUACCAGGGCAAAUGCAAGAAGACCUGCCGUGACGUCUUGUGCCCGGGAAGCUCCACAUGCGUCGUGGACCAGACGAAUAACGCAUAUUGUGUGAUGUGUAAUCGGAUCUGCCCUGAACAGACGUCACCGGAGCAGUUCCUGUGUGGCAACGACGGGAUCAUCUACGCCAGUGCAUGUCAUCUGAGGAGGGCGACAUGUCUCCUGGGCAGAUCCAUAGGAGUAGCAUACCAGGGGAAAUGCAUCAAGGCCAAGUCGUGCGAGGACAUCCAGUGCAGCGCGGGGAAGAAGUGUCUGUGGGAAGCCAGGAUGAGCCGAGGCCGCUGCUCCCUCUGUGAGGAGGCGUGUCCGGAGAGCCGGACGGACGAGGCGGUGUGUGCCAGUGACAACAACAACUACCCCUCAGAGUGUGCAAUGAAGCAGACCGCCUGCUCUCUGGGAACGCUCCUGGAGGUUAAGCAUUCAGGAUCUUGCAACUCCAUUACAGAAGCCCCGGAGGAAGAAGAGGAGGAGGAGGAGGAGCAGGAAGAUCAGGACUACGCGAUUCAUAUCCACCUGUCCUCCUUAUUGGAUGGAUAGGCUGUCUGUCAUAUCCACCUGUCCUCCUUAUUGGAUGGGAUAGGCUGUCUGUCAUAUCCACCUGUCCUCCUUAUUGGAUGGGAUAGGCUGUCUGUCAUAUCCACCUGUCCACCUUAUUGGAUGGGAUAGGCUGUCUGUCAUAUCCACCUGUCCACCUUAUUGGAUGGAUAGGCUGUCUAUCAUGUCCACCUGUCCUCCUUAUUGGAUGGAUAGGCUGUCUAUCAUAUCAACCUGUCCUCCUCAUUGGUGGAUAGUCUAUCUUCCUCCCCUCCUUAUUGGUUGAUAGACUGUCCUAUCUAUCUGCCUACGUGGUCUGCACUAGGGCCAGGAACCAUGUCCAUACUGUACAGUACAUGUGUGUAUGUGUAUUUAUUUUUUAAAGAGACAAAAGUAUACAUAUAGUUCAGUUCUGCUCUAGAUGUUUUAUUUAUAAUGUGGUUUGUGUUUUUAUAAUUUAUACAGUUACAACGUUCUUCCUAUCUACCGUGUUAUUGUUACCGCCUGUUCUUUUCACUCUCCUUUUAUUCUUCUUUAUGUUUUUUAUUAUGAAGAAAUAUAUUCGUCCAAAGAGAAGCAGUGUUAUUUAUUGAGUAAAAGUAUCCGUCUCCUUUCUGCAAGCUGUAAAUAGUCUUCCCUGAGCUGCGACGAACCCGCUUACGUUCUCACUGUCAGACAUCUUUAUUAUCACAGAUGUUUUAUCAUUCACACAUGAACGCAUGUUUAGCCUACUGUGUGUUUAUUUCAUG